Messenger RNA from Camellia sinensis, 2345 nucleotides. RefSeq names its product NADP-dependent malic enzyme. Gene Ontology annotation, cellular component: chloroplast. Gene Ontology annotation, biological process: malate metabolic process; pyruvate metabolic process. Gene Ontology annotation, molecular function: NAD binding; malate dehydrogenase (decarboxylating) (NADP+) activity. The record is from RefSeq and is a predicted model, not a curated record. NCBI's taxonomy places the organism in Eukaryota, Viridiplantae, Streptophyta, Magnoliopsida, Ericales, Theaceae.
UUGCUAAUUCACUGCCAUUCCUCAUUCAUCUCUGGUUGAUGCAACUACCAAAGAGAGAGAGAGUGAGAGUGGGAGAGACAUUAGUAGAGCUGCCCUUGACCUUGACCUGAAGACUACUUCUCUUUCUCUUUCUCUUUCAGGACUCAACUCAAGAGAGAGAGAGAGAGAGAGAGAGAGAAAAUCCAAAGAGCUCCGUCUUUCCCUCGUCUGUGUCGCCAUGAUCUCGUUGAAUGGAAGCAGUUUUCUGAACAACUCGCUUGUUGGAGUUUCGAGAAGUUUAUCGCAAUCACAGAGAAGAGUCCAUGCUCCUCCAGUGGUGGUAGUCGCGGCUUCAAACCCGAAUGGAAGGCCAGGGGAACGAAACGUCACCGUAUUGAUGGAGAGCUCUCUGAAAGAGAUGAGGGAUGGUUCUUCAGUGGACCCCAUAUCCACUGUCGGUGGUGGGGUUGAUGACGUGUACGGUGAAGAUAGAGCCACGGAGGAUCAUCCUGUAACCCCUUGGACUGUCUCUGUUGCAAGUGGGUAUUCAUUGUUGCGGGAUCCACACCACAACAAAGGGCUCUCUUUCUCUGAGAAAGAGAGGGAUGCCCAUUUCUUGCGUGGUCUUCUUCCCCCAGUAGUUAUUUCCCAAGAACUUCAGAUCAAGAAAAUGAUGCACAAUUUCCGCCAAUAUCAAGUACCACUGCAGAGGUACAUGGCCAUGAUGGAUCUUCAGGAGAUGAAUGAAAGGCUGUUCUACAAACUUUUGAUUGACAAUGUUGAGGAGCUGCUACCAGUUGUGUACACUCCAACAGUUGGUGAGGCAUGCCAAAAAUAUGGGUGCAUCUUCAAGCGUCCCCAGGGUCUUUUUAUUAGUUUGAAAGAAAAGGGAAGAAUUCUCGAGGUACUGAAAAAUUGGCCUCAGAGGAAAAUUCAGGUUAUUGUUGUCACUGAUGGGGAGAGGAUUUUGGGUCUUGGGGAUCUUGGCUGCCAGGGGAUGGGGAUACCUGUAGGGAAGCUUUCCUUGUAUACGGCACUUGGAGGGAUUCGUCCAUCAGCUUGCUUGCCUAUAACCAUUGAUGUGGGAACAAACAACGAGAAUUUGUUGAACGAUGAGUUUUACAUUGGACUCAGACAAAGAAGGGCAACUGGGCAGGAAUAUGCUGAACUUCUGCAUGAAUUUAUGACUGCAGUCAAGCAGAACUAUGGGGAGAAGGUCCUCAUUCAGUUUGAAGACUUCGCAAACCAUAACGCUUUUGAUCUGCUUGCAAAGUAUGGCAAUACACAUCUUGUUUUCAAUGAUGACAUACAGGGGACAGCAUCCGUGGUCCUUGCAGGGCUUAUGGCAGCAUUAAAGUUAGUUGGGGGAACCUUAGCUGAGCACACAUUUCUGUUCCUUGGAGCAGGAGAGGCUGGCACUGGCAUUGCAGAACUCAUAGCUCUGGAGAUGUCAAAACAGACUGAUGCCCCAUUAGAAGAAAGCCGCAAGAAGAUAUGGCUUGUUGACUCAAAGGGUUUGAUUGUCAAUUCCCGAAUGGAAACACUUCAACAAUUUAAGAAGCCCUGGGCCCAUGAACAUGAACCUGUUGAAGAACUUGUUGAUGCUGUUAAGGCAAUCAAGCCAACAGUGUUGAUUGGAUCUUCAGGAGCUGGAAGAACAUUCACAAAAGAAGUAAUUGAGGCUAUGGCAUCCUUCAAUGAGAAACCCAUCAUUCUUGCCCUCUCCAAUCCAACUUCACAAUCUGAAUGUACUGCCGAAGAAGCUUAUACAUGGAGUCAGGGUCGUGCCAUUUUUGCAAGUGGGAGCCCAUUUGGCCCUGUUGAAUACAAUGGGAAGGUUUAUGUUUCUGGCCAGGCAAAUAAUGCAUACAUUUUUCCUGGGUUUGGUCUGGGUUUGAUAAUCUCUGGUGCAAUCCGUGUUCACGAUGACAUGCUUCUGGCAGCUUCGGAAGCUCUAGCAGCUGAGGUAUCACAGGAUAACUUCGACAAGGGGCUCAUAUACCCACCAUUUAGUAAUAUCAGAAAGAUUUCCGCUCACAUUGCUUCCGAGGUUGCUGCUAAAGCUUAUGAACUUGGUUUGGCUACUCGUCUCCCUCAACCUGAAAAUUUGGUCGCAUAUGCUGAGAGCUGCAUGUAUAGCCCCAGUUAUCGAAGCUAUCGGUGAAUUAGAUUAAGUUUUGCAACUCCAAAGAGUUCAUCAUAAUGUUGUCUUUUACCAUGUCGCUUUUGUCAUUCCUGUCAUUUAUUUUAUUUUAUUUAAAUUUUAUACUUGUUUUAUUCAGACUUGCGAAUCAUGUGUAUUAUGGGAUAGGUCAAAAGGAUGUUGGGAAUUGCUAUAUAGUGACGGUCAAAUUUAGCUUGAGAAA